Oncorhynchus mykiss (rainbow trout) is the source of this 3858-nucleotide messenger RNA. Its product is annotated as serine/threonine-protein phosphatase 4 regulatory subunit 1. Gene Ontology annotation, molecular function: protein phosphatase regulator activity; protein binding. Gene Ontology annotation, cellular component: cytoplasm. The record is from RefSeq and is a predicted model, not a curated record. Gene Ontology annotation, biological process: protein dephosphorylation. NCBI's taxonomy places the organism in Eukaryota, Metazoa, Chordata, Actinopteri, Salmoniformes, Salmonidae.
UACUAUCCGGACCGCUCGUUCAUUUGUAACGGCAGUUCCUGUAUUCUCCCUCCAGUUGUUACCGCAUCUGUACAGACCGCUUUAAAUGUAGGACCAGGACAAGAUGGCGGAUAUAUCUUUACUCCAAGAGGAUUCCCAGGAGGAGUUGGACGGAUUUGGUGUGGAUGACUACAGCUCAGAGUCUGACGUCAUUAUUAUACCUUCAGCCUUGGAUUUUGUAUCGCAAGAUGAGAUGCUGACUCCUCUUGGAAGAUUGGAUAAAUACGUCGCUAGUGAAAAUAUUUUUAACAGACAGAUGGUGGCACGAAGUUUGUUGGACACACUAAAAGCAGUGAGUGAGGAUGAGAGGGACUGUAUCGGCGUCUUGGAGAGAGUGGGUCGACUUGCUGAUGACUCGGAGCCCUCUGUAAGAGCAGAACUAAUGGAGCAAGUUCCUCACAUCGCCAUUUUCUGUCAGGAGAACAGACCUUCCAUUCCGUUUGCCUUCUCUAAGUACUUGCUACCGAUCGUGGUGAGAUACCUGGCUGACCAGAACAACCAGGUCAGGAAGACCAGCCAGGCGGCCCUGCUGGUGUUGCUGGAGCAGGAGCUGAUUGAGAGAGGGGACAUUGAGACCCUGGUGUGCCCCGUUCUGGUGGACCUGACCGCCCCCGACAGCAACGACGACGUCAAGACGGAAGCCAUGGCCAUCAUCUGUAAGAUGGCCCCCAUGGUAGGCAAGGACAUCACCGAGCGCCUCUUCCUGCCCCGCUUCUGUGAGAUGUGCUGCGACUGCAGGAUGUUCCACGUGCGCAAGGUUUGCGCUGCAAACUUUGGCGACAUUUGCAGUGUUGUUGGAGGAGAGGCAACAGAGGAACUCCUGUUGCCCCGCUUUUUCCAGCUCUGCUCGGACAACGUGUGGGGGGUGAGGAAGGCCUGCGCUGAGUGCUUCAUGACUGUUUCCUCGUCCACCUCGCAGGAAGUGCGCAGGACCAAGCUAUCGUCGCUCUUCAUCAGCCUCAUCAGUGACCCCUCCCGAUGGGUGCGUCAGGCUGCCUUCCAGUCGCUUGGCCAGUUCAUCUCCACGUUCGCCAGCCCCAACAGUGUGGGCCAGUACUUCAGAGAGGGGGAGGAGGGCGAGUGCAACUGUGUCCACUCACAGAACAGUAUUGAAGAGAAACCACUGAACCUGGACACUACAGACCCUUCCCUCAGCACUAACACGGAUGACUCUCAGAGGCGGGGGGAUGACUCUCCUGUACGCACAAAUGGCAACCACGUAGAGGGUUGUCUACAACAGGACUGCAUUUCCAACCAUGCCCAGGGGGACCACAGCGAGGGGGAGGAUGGGGGGUUUUGCCGGACAGAGGAGGAGAUGGGUGUAAUGGACGUGGCAGAGCAGGGGGGUGGGGAGCAGACGGCGGAGGCUUUGGCGGAUGCCCUGGACGGUCCCGAGUGCCUCUGUGGGAAGGAGGCUUCCUCGCUCGCCCCCAACUCGGACCCCUCGGAGAAGGAGGGAGACUCUACCAGCACAGCAGGGGCUCAGGAAGAGGAGGAAGCCCCUUCAGUGGCUACUGAGAGCACUAAGAACGAGCCACAGCCACAUGAGAAACGCACAACCUGUAACGAGAAGGACGACUCACCAGCAGACGUAUUGGCUCCCUCAUCCUUCUCCCUCCCUGAACCAGCAGAGGAGGAGUCCCCCUACGUCAGUCCUCAGGACAAUAUCCCCGAGCAGGAGCUCUACAACUCCUUCCACUUCUGGAGGUUGCCCAUCGCUGAGAUGGACCUGGACAUGGAGCUGCUCCAGCAGGGGGAGAGUGUCCCGGAGGAGCCCCCCUGCUACGUCUCCUCCAGUCAGGGCAAGGCUAAAGCCUCGGCCCCAGUCCUGGAUAGGAAACAGCUGGAAGAGCUGAUCGAAAACCUGGAGCCUCAUAUUGAUGACCCCGACGUGAAAGCACAAGUGGAUGUCCUGACAGCUGCUCUGAGAGCCACGACCAUGGACUCUCACCUAGAGGAUGCCUUCCUGGAGCCCCGGGACAGCCAGGGGGGAAACCACUACGACAACCCCUUUGGAGUGCACCAGAUGCCCCUUUUAGGACACCAUUCAGACAUGGAGAGGCGAAACUCCACCCUGCAGAUGCACCAUGGCGAUGACUCUGAGCUGAGCGAUAGCAGCUUCAGUCCAGAGGACGAGAAGAAAUCCAAGCAUCAGGACGUGAUUCCUCAGGCCCUGCUAGACCAGUACCUGUCCAUGACGGACCCUUCCAGAGCUCAAACGGUGGACAUGGAGAUCGCCAAGCACUGUGCCUACAGCCUGCCUGGUGUGGCCAUGACCCUGGGCAGACAGAACUGGCACUGUCUCAGGGACACCUAUGAGACCCUGGCCUCUGACAUGCAGUGGAAGGUGCGUCGGACGUUGGCCUUCUCCAUCCACGAGCUGGCCCUGAUCCUGGGCGACCAGCUGACGGCUGCGGACCUGGUGCCUGUCUUCAAUGGCUUCCUCAAGGACCUGGAUGAGGUGCGGGUAGGGGUCCUCAAACACCUCUACCACUUUCUUAAGCUGCUGCACCAGGACACCCGACGUAAAUACCUGUACCAGCUCCAGGAGUUCCUGGUCACAGACAACAGCCGCAACUGGCGCUUCCGAUCAGAGCUGGCAGAACAGCUGGUGUUGUUACUGGAGCUGUACAGUGGUCAGGAUGUGUAUGACUACCUUCGACCCCUGGCCUUCAGCCUGUGUCUGGACAGAGUGUCUUCUGUACGCUGGACCUCCUACAAACUGGUGAGUGAGAUCAUCAGGAAGGUGGCGUCGUGCCAGGCGCUGCUGGCAGACUUCCUGAGUGAGCUGGUAGAGAAGUUCUGCCACUCCCCCAAGUGGUCGGGACGACAGGCCUUCGCUUUCAUCUGUCAGCUGGCGAUUGAGGAUGACUGUGUGUCGUUGGAGCAGUUCUCGGAGCAUCUGCUGGCCCCUUUGUUACAGCUGGCCUCUGACCCCGUGGCCAACGUCAGGGUGCUGCUGGCCAAGACCAUCCGUCAGAGCCUGCUGGAGAGAGAGUACUUCCUGCAUUCUGCCAACUCCCACCAGGAGGCGCUAGAGCAGACACUGGUGGCCCUGCAGAUGGACCUGGACAAGGACGUCAAAUACUUUGCCAGCGUGCAUCCUGGGAGCACUCGGCUUAGCGAGGACGCCAUGAGCACCACCUCCUCCACCUACUGAGCCCAGAGCACCCCUCGCCCCUCUAAACACACACAGGACUUGAGGAGGAAUCAAUACAACUCCAAUCAACACAACAGAUUAAUUUAGUGCUUUGAUUUGUUUAUAUUUUUUUGCCACAGAAGCCUUAAGUGUCUUCCUUAAACUGGAAAAUACUUGAAUGUCCGGAGUGGAUUCAGUGACUAACAAAACAAAUGGGGGGGGGGGGGGGGGGGGGGUGAUGAGGGGACGCAUGGGGACCGGCGCUAAUAAGGACCAUUCCCCCCCCGUCAGUACCUCCCCUUCCCGCUCUCUUUCUAUCGCUCUCAUCCUCCUGAGACUUAGCGGAAAAGCCAGUAUCUCACAAGCUUUAUCGAACCACACAGCAGGACGACUGUCUCUAACUCAAACCGUUUAAACGGUGUAAUGUUUCUGUGAUUGCUUUUUCUUAUUGAUACUGUAUAAAUGACUCCUAUGCUGCAUAUAUAAAAAAAAACUAAAAAAAAUGUCUGUACCAUCACAGCCUUCUUCUGUGGACGUAGCACGUCUUCUCCUCCUAGGCUCCUGCCUCCAUUGUUUUAACUCUCUAGUGCAGCACAUUGUUGUACCCAUAGACAGAGGGCCUCCCCCUGGCAGGCAGGGGUUCCUGUUUAAUGAGAAAUAAAUGUAUUUUUUAUUAUGGA